Messenger RNA from Helobdella robusta, 318 nucleotides. RefSeq lists its product as hypothetical. The coding region runs from base 1 to 318 and encodes 105 amino acids. The record is from RefSeq and is a predicted model, not a curated record. NCBI's taxonomy places the organism in Eukaryota, Metazoa, Annelida, Clitellata, Rhynchobdellida, Glossiphoniidae. The transcript is spliced from 3 exons.
AUGUUCGUCAUCAGUUACAUACAUAGGUUGCGACAAACUUCUUAUGAGGUGUGUGAGGUAUGCGCCACGACGGGAUGUACAAUUAUGUUUACAUUGUCCCACAAAUUCAGUAUUAAUGCGAGGAGGUAUCAAUGCGACAGCAAAAAAGCCUUCGGAUUCAUCAACGUUCUCCACAUCCAAAUUCACGGCACAUCAAAUCAGAAAUUGAAACAUCAAAUCCCAUCGAAAAACAAAUUAAUUUUUUGUGUCGACACAGAACAUUCCAAAAAGUGUGAUUCGGAAGACAGGAAAUUGACAGCAGGCCUCACAGUGUCUUGA